This is a messenger RNA of Uloborus diversus, 2058 nucleotides long. RefSeq names its product sodium-dependent dopamine transporter-like. NCBI's taxonomy places the organism in Eukaryota, Metazoa, Arthropoda, Arachnida, Araneae, Uloboridae. Gene Ontology annotation, molecular function: dopamine:sodium symporter activity. The record is from RefSeq and is a predicted model, not a curated record. Gene Ontology annotation, biological process: dopamine uptake involved in synaptic transmission; sodium ion transmembrane transport. Bases 1 to 2058 code for a protein of 685 amino acids. The transcript has 14 exons. Gene Ontology annotation, cellular component: presynaptic membrane; neuron projection; neuronal cell body membrane.
AUGUCGGAAUCAACACCACCCGACGAAUUGUCAAAAGAUAAUGAAACCACUCAUCAAGGAACAACUUCCGAACGGAUAGAAAACACUAUUUCGAGUGUCGUAUCCUCCCUUGCUAAGAACGAAAGUCCAUCCUCCGGAGAAAAAGACAAGAAAAAAAGUUUCUGGACCGCUGGAGCAUGCGAUGAUGGAUAUAGUUCCUACACAAGUACUCCAAAGUCACUAGACCACAAAAACUGUGGAGAGGUUCAUCAAGAGAGAGCCUCCCAGCUUCCCGAUGGUGCUAUAAUCAUCGCCUUGUCCCAAGAUCAAGUAACGGCAGGAAGCGAGAAUCCGGAUGACCGACCAACAUGGAGCAAAAAAGCCGAUUUCCUCCUAUCCAUUAUCGGAUUUGCUGUCGAUUUGGCUAACGUUUGGAGGUUUCCGUACCUCUGCUACAGAAAUGGUGGUGGUGUCUUCUUGAUUCCCUACCUAUUAAUGUUAGUUUUUGGAGCUAUGCCCUUGUUCUAUAUGGAACUGGUUUUGGGACAGUAUCAUAGACAAGGACCAAUUAGUGUUUGGAAAUUUUGCCCACUUUUUAAAGGUGUAGGAUAUUGUUGUGUUCUGGUUUCGUGGUAUGUCUCCUUCUACUACAACGUCAUCAUAGCUUGGACAUUAUAUUAUAUGUUUAUAUCUUUCUCUACGGAGCUUCCGUGGAUUCGCUGCAACAACCCCUGGAACACAGAACGUUGCUGGGAGAGUCGAAACGCGAGCGGAUACAUAAUUGAUGUUACAGCUAUUUCUAACACAACUGCCUUCAGAGCAAAUCGGACAUCUCCAGCUUUGGAAUUUUUCGAUCGUGCAGUCUUGGAAAUUCACCAAAGCGACGGCAUGGGGGAUUUGGGCUCUCCCAAAUGGCAACUGGUCGUCUGUGUACUAGUGGCUUUCGUAAUCCUCUACAUAGCUCUAUUCAGAGGAGUUAAGUCGCUUGGGAAAGUAGUGUGGUUCACAGCCAUUGCCCCUUAUGUCAUCUUAACCAUUCUUCUAAUACGAGGUCUACUUCUUCCUGGGGCGGGGCAAGGAGUUCAGUAUUACCUUCGCCCUAAUCUUCACAAGCUUCUUGACACACAGGUAUGGGUUGAUGCAGCAGUGCAAGUUUUCUAUUCCGUCGGUGUUGGGUUUGGUGUACAUUUGACAUAUGCAUCUUAUAAUAACUUUCACAAUAAUUGCUACAGGGAUUGCCUUUUUACAGUGGCGGUUAAUAGCUUUACCAGCUUUUAUAGCGGAUUUGUAAUAUUUGCGUAUUUGGGUUACAUGGCCAACAAAGAAAGCUUGCCGAUUUCUGAGGUAGCAACGGAAGGACAUGGACUAGUUUUUCAAGUUUAUCCAGAAGCAAUAGCAACGUUACCGGGUGGACCGUUUUGGGCAGUCUUGUUUUUCACAAUGCUCCUUACGCUUGGCCUAGACAGUGCGAUGGGAGGCUUAGAAUCGGUCAUCACAGGAAUUUUGGACGAAUGCAGCCACUUUUUCACCAAAUGGAAGUUAAAUCGGGAAAUUUUCACAGCAAUCGUCUUAGCUUCAUCAUUUUGCGUAUCAUUAGUUAACGUAACAAGGGGUGGCGGAUAUAUGAUGUAUUGGUUCGAUACCUAUUCGGCUGGGAUUUCUUUGUUGUGUGCCGCUUUAUUUGAAGCUAUCGGCGUAGCUUGGAUCUAUGGUUUGGAUCGAUUUUGUGACAAUAUUCAAGAGAUGAUGGGUUUUACGCCUGGGCUAUUUUGGAGAUUAUGUUGGAAAAUUAUAAGUCCAUUUUUCUUAGUCGCUGUAAUCGUAUCUGCUAUUAUAAGUAAUUCCACUCUGCAAUAUCAGGACUACGUUUACCCCCAGUGGGCUGUAGGAUUAGGGUGGGGAUUCGCCCUAUCUUCUGUGGCCAUGGUUCCCAUUGUAGCUGCCUUCAAAAUAGCAAAAGCACCUGGAAAUACUUGUUCCGAGAAAUUGGCUUACACUAUUACUCCUGAAGAAGAAAGGGAAGUUCAAGAAAAUGGAGAGAUUAAGCGAUUCAAAUGGAAACACUGGGUCUAUGUGUGA